Danio rerio (zebrafish) is the source of this 2049-nucleotide messenger RNA. NCBI's taxonomy places the organism in Eukaryota, Metazoa, Chordata, Actinopteri, Cypriniformes, Danionidae. The record is from RefSeq and is a predicted model, not a curated record.
AUUGCAAAUUUGAGGUGUGUAUAUCGCUGCUUAAGUGGAUAUUUUCAGCUCUGGAGAAAAAUAACGGACUCUGACAAAACGGCGGGUAAACAUUUGAAUUUUGUAUCAAUUCAAACUGAUCUGAAUUUAGCCGUUAUCUGCCAAUUUUGUAUGUGGGAGGGGCUUAACUCCGCGGGGUCAUAACUGCGGCUACUGGACAUUUUUAAGACAAUAAUUAGCUACUACUAUUCAUUACGAUAAGGGAUAUGUUUAGGGUUGGGGUAGACAGAGACGUUAAUAAAACACAAUAGGUUGGAACUCGAUGAAAUGUUAAUUUCAUUUCAUCGACUUUAUUUGGUCGUGUUAAUAAUAGUAUCAAGGGUGUCAUUUGGGUGAAGAAGCUGACGUUUUCAGAGUUUUUUCUUCAUAAUAUUAAUGGCGAUAGCUGAGCGGUACUGUAGGGGGCGCUGUGGUGAUUUUCAUCUACCGGACCGCCAAACCACGGAAGAAAUAAACACUGGAGCCCACGAUGGAAGCGAUGAUGUUGAGCAUGGAGGUGCAGGUGGACGUGAGCUGCUGUAAAUCAGUAGGAACUGAUCUGUCCAUGCUGGAUAUUGAGGAUUUCAUCAGUCAAAUCUGUCAGCUGAAGAAAGAGGUGGCGUCGCUGGAGGCCAAGCUGAGAGAAAGAGGAGAGAAACUCCAGCCAGAGCGUCAGGAUUCGCUGUGCGGCGUCAGAGCUCAGAGAUCCAGAGACACGCAGAACUCAGAGCUCAGCCUGACUUUACUCUGUUAUACUGACGCUCAGGAUCAUCAGAGCUCUGAGCCAGACGCUGGAGAACAGCAGACCACACUGAAGAUGUGCUCCGUCAGACUGGAGGACUGCAGGAACCUGAUCCAGAGAACUGAAAACACCACAGAAGAAGAUCAGAGAGACCAGGAGGAUGAUGAGGGUGAUAAAGAUGAUGGUGAUGAUGAUAAUGAUGAUGAAUUCAUUCCUGCAGAUGACAACGUUGAAUCGUCUGAUGAAGAAGCUCCUUCGUCUUCAAAAGAUGAGCCGAAGGCCAAGAAGAGGUUCCCUUGCACCUCCUGCAAAAAAACAUUCUCCUAUGAAAGUUUUUUAUUGGCUCAUGAAAAAAAACACUCAGAGCCGAAGGUCUUCACCUGCUGGAAAUGUGAUAAAUGCUUUCCCACUUUAAAAGAGAAGAGACGCCACCAGAAGGAGCAUCUGGAAACAAAGGAGUUUCACUGCAAACAGUGCGGGAUGGACUUUUUAUUGUCUUGGCAGCUAAAAGCUCACAUGAAGACGCACAGCGGUGAACUACGUGUGCAGUGUGACGUAUGCAACAAAUCAUUCAGCACCAAAGGGAACCUGGAGGCUCAUAAGAGAAUCCACACGGGCGAGCGGCCGUAUAAAUGCCCUCACUGCGAGAAGAGCUUCAACCACGGAUCCCACUUAAAGAAACACGUCCGCAUUCACACCAACGACAAGCCGUACAAGUGCAGCGAGUGCGGAAAAACCUUCACAACCAGCAGCUCUCUAAGCUCACAUCUAAAACUCCACUCUGAGGACAAACCGCAUCAGUGCAAACACUGCGACAAGCGAUUCCGGCAGAAAUCAGCUUUGACCUCUCAUGAGAAGACACACGGUGGAGAGAAACCAUACCUGUGCGCCGAAUGCGGGAAGAGUUUUUUAACCGCGACACAUUUAAUUGCUCACCAGAGAACCCACACUGGGGAAAAACCGUACCUGUGCAACAUCUGUGGGCGGAGUUUCAACAAACAAAUCAUCUUUAAGAACCACAUGAGGACUCACACUGGAGAAAAGCCGUAUAAGUGUUCACACUGCGACAAGACGUUUGCACGAUCUGACGUGAUGAAGACCCACGAGAGGGUUCAUACCGGAGAGAAACCGUACCGCUGCUCCAUCUGCGAAGAGAGGUUUGCGUAUUUAGGAAGUUUUCUGAGCCACCAGAAGAGACAUGGAGGAGGACGAGUGGAUGAGCAGAAUUGAUGUGUAGAAUUGACUGCUGUGUAAUUUAAUAUUAAAGUGAUAGUUCUUGAAAAUGUCCU